Drosophila ficusphila is the source of this 1738-nucleotide messenger RNA. RefSeq names its product protein GUCD1. The record is from RefSeq and is a predicted model, not a curated record. The transcript is spliced from 4 exons. Bases 249 to 971 code for a protein of 240 amino acids. Lineage: Eukaryota; Metazoa; Arthropoda; Insecta; Diptera; Drosophilidae.
ACAUUCAAAAAGGGAUGAAUAUUUUUGUUUCUUCAUAACUAUUUUUAUACCAGACCCGUUCGACAGCUGGGAUAUUUAAGCUGUACCAAGUGCGGUCACAUUGCACGUCAUCUUCGCAACCAAAAAAAAAACGAAAAUCAACCCCGAAAAAUAACAACAUUCCCCCAAAUAGACGCGACAUUCGCCACAACAGCGCAGUCGAGGGCACAGGACCAAAGGGGCACUAGGACCAAGACGAGUUUGCCAGGAUGAACGGACUGCCACCGAGCAAGCACUACAAUUUGACGCACUUCCAGCAGCGUUACAAUUGGGACUGCGGAGUGUCCUGCAUAAUCAUGAUACUUUCAGCCCAGCAGAGGGAACAGCUUCUUGGAAACUUUGAAGCUGUUUGUAGUGAGGAAGGAUUCGGUUCGAGCACCUGGACAAUCGAUCUGUGUUAUCUGCUAAUGCGGUACCAGGUGCGCCACGAAUACUUUACGCAGACUCUUGGGAUCGAUCCCAAUUACGCCCAGCAUACCUACUACUCAAAGAUCAUUGACAAGGACGAACGUCGCGUAACGCGCAAGUUCAAGGACGCACGGGCACAUGGACUGCGCGUGGAGCAGCGCACCGUGGGCAUGGAGGUCAUACUACGGCACUUGGCCCGCCAUGGUCCCGUCAUCUUGCUGACCAACGCCUCGCUGCUCACUUGCGAGGUGUGUAAACGCAAUGUUCUGGAGAAAUUUGGAUGUUUUCUUAUACCUUUCAUCGUUAAAAAUACACGCUUACUAAAAUCAAAAAGCUACGCGGGACACUAUGUGGUGCUCUGUGGCUACGACAUGGCCGCCAAUAAGAUGUUCUACCAUAACCCAGAGGUCCACGAUGGCCACGUUUGUCGCUGCCACAUCGAAACCAUGGACACCGCACGUCGCGCUUACGGCACCGAUGAGGACAUCAUCUUCAUCUACGAGAAGCAAAUCACCACAGAGUAAAUUAACUGCAAAACGAUAGACACACGAAACAGGAGUACCUGCCAGUUGCCAGGUUGCCAGAGAGUAAGAAAGGAGGAUUGGAAUCUGCGCUUGUGAUAUUAGGUCCUUAGAGGAGGAGUACGUUGGAGAGUGGGGUGAUUAAGAAGGAGCUGCUUGGUUAAAUUUUGGCACAACAGUGUACUUUAUUUGGGUAUUGUUAACAGUUGGUCCCCAUAAAAACAACAAUUACAAACACUUACAAUUACUAUUAAACCAGCCAGGCAGCUGCCUACACUAUAGAGUCGGUCGAUUUACACUUUAAGAAUUGUUACAAAAAAAAGUAUCCUAAGGUAAUCUGUUAAGUUCCCUUAGAACCUACCCAUACAUUUCAUUUGACACCUCAAAUACUCAUAGAGAUCUUUGAGUGUAAAAAAGGUUAUGUUUAUCGAGACUUCAAGGUAUACAAUUUAUAAUUUAUUUGCAUUUAGAAAGCAUAAAAUGCUUAUUUGGUUGGUAUUGAAUGCAUUCCUUUUAAUGGCCAAAUUAAAUGUUUAAAAUGUUCUUUUUUAAGAAUGUCAUUUAAAUUUUGAACUGAAUAUGUUUAGAAACCAAAUAUUUGUAGAUAUAGCUUAAGAGAUUAUUCGUUGAAAUUGUCCAGAGGUUACUUUCCGUAUACAUUUGCAUUCCAUUUAAAUCGACCUACCCUAGAGUACAUUCCAAUACAUUGAUGCAUUAAUAAAUGUUUUGUUUGUAUGUAAAAAAUAGUACAAAUUAUUGUUUCAAACAGA